Molecule: messenger RNA, 201 nt
Organism: Penicillium coprophilum
Lineage: Eukaryota; Fungi; Ascomycota; Eurotiomycetes; Eurotiales; Aspergillaceae
Exons: 1
Coding region: 1-201 (66 amino acids)
Source: RefSeq, a predicted model, not a curated record
AUGGAACGUGUAUCUCAUGGGAUCAACGAGAUGGUUCAUGAGGAGAUUGUAUCAUACCCGCAGGCCACUCACUACGUUGUCAACUUUAUGCACCAAACCAGUCUCCUCCAGCAGUUCCAACAUGUUGGGAUCGAGGAGGACGAUGGCGAACUAACAGGCUUCGCGGCAAUGGAUGUAGGUGUGGAAGACGAUGGGUAUUAG